AUGGAUAUGGAUCUAGAUCUAGAUCUGAAUCUGGAAAUGGAAAUGGAUAUGGAUAUGGAUACGAAUAUAGAUAUGGAAACGAUGUAUGAGGUGUCGAUAUCAAAGUCGCCAUCUUAUUCGCCUUCCUUUCCUUCGCAACAAUUCAUGUCGCACUAUCCAACGGUCGCGGCACCAACUCUCCCUAUCCGCAUCCCUACCGUCACCAAACGGGUUUCAAGCAAUCAAGCUUCUCUCACCACAUCGUCGUCAUCAUUACCAUCGACGUCUUCUUCUUCCAAAAGUUACAAAACUCGUAAUCUUCAUACAUUUCUUUCUUCAACUAAUUUUAUAAUACUAUUGACAAUAUUUUCCUCCUUCCUCAUCACCACAUGUUCGGCCGAAUUUUAUAUUGAAGAACGAAUGGUUGAAACUUGGGAAAUUACAUCGAGGACCUCUAGUGACGAAGGAGAACUUGAAGGAGACCAAGAAAAAGCAACCAACAUUCCAAUUGAACCUCAAUCGUCAAAUCUAGAUCUCGACUCCGACUGCGAAUCCGAUCUUAUUAAAAAGAGAAACGUAGCGGCGAUAACUUCCACAGCCACAAUCACACCUCCCAGAAGUACAAGUACAGCAACCGCGACCGAUUCCGCCUCAUCGUCGUCAACACUGGCGGAAUCGCAAACGAGUAGCGGCCUGGUGUCCGCUGCUACGGGAACAACCAAUUUACCCACGCCGUUCGAUAGUGGGUUUACGAGUAAUAUUACUUCAACAUGUUCGAGUUUUAUGAUGGACUUUUUGGCAAACGAGACUUUUAAAGCUUGUUUGCCUUUUUCAUUGUUAUUGCAGAACUCCAACUCUUUCUUUCAAGCCUCCAAAUCCCUCGUUCGCAUCACCCAAACCCUCGAUGCCUCCUGCUCCGCCAACGCGCAAUCAUGCUCAACCCUGAUGUCCUCCAUCGCCUCCAACAUCACCUCCACCACCGCCUGCUCCGUCGAUCUCCUCGCCGCCAAUCCACUCGUCACACAAGCUCGUCUGGGUCUCCUCGCCUAUUCCACCCUCUUCACCGCAUCCUGUCUCAAAGAUCCCUCCAAUGGCGCAUACUGCUACGCGCAAGCCGUCACAAAUUCUUCCUCUCCAACAGAUAGCUACAUAUACUAUCUCCCUCUGAACACGAGUCUCCCCGGCGGCUCCCAACCCACCUGCAAUCAGUGUCUGAAAAACACAAUGGCGAUCUUUGAAUCUGCGGGCGCGGUCAGAACGAGCGCGAUAGCGGGUACGUAUGCCCAAGCCGCUGGAAUGGUGAAUGUACAAUGCGGGCCGGGAUUUGUGAAUGCGAGUUUACCUGCUGCGGCAGUGGUGACGGGCGGUGCAGGAUCACGAAUGGAUGGGUUGGGCGGAGGAAUGGGUUUGAGUAGUUUGCUGGUGCUGUGGAUUGCGAUCUUUAGAUGGUUAAUAUGA
Molecule: messenger RNA, 1437 nt
Organism: Botrytis sinoallii
Lineage: Eukaryota; Fungi; Ascomycota; Leotiomycetes; Helotiales; Sclerotiniaceae
Exons: 3
Coding region: 1-1437 (478 amino acids)
Source: RefSeq, a predicted model, not a curated record